CUUUACAUAAGCACAAAGCCAAAAACCCAAACUCACUCCAGAGGGAGAGACACAAUCUUCUCUCAAAUUCGCCGGCAUAAUCAAUCAUUUUAGCUUAUUUCUUCCUGUUUUCUAACCAAAUUCUGUUCUCUUUUUGGGAAAUCUCAUUCCUUUUGAUGUGAGACAGAGAGAGAGAGAGAGAGAGAGAAAUAGAGAAUGGGUUGUUUGCAUUCCAAAACUGCUAAGCUUCCUUCUCCCGAUGAUCCAUCAGUGCCCAACAAACCAGAAUCAGUAAAUGAGGACCAAGUGGAUCAGGAGAAUCAAGUUCCCGGUUUCAAAGAGUUUGAUCUAAGUGAACUGAAGAAAGUAACAAAUGGGUUUAGUCCCAGUUGCAUUGUCUCUGAAGGUGGUGAGAAAGCUCCGAAUGUGGUUUACAGAGGAAAGCUUGAAGGCAAUCGUCUUGUCGCCAUCAAACGAUUCUCUAGGCAGUCCUGGCCUGAUGCUCAGCAGUUUGUGGCAGAGGCGACUGGUGUUGGAAAGCUUAGAUCCAACAGAUUGGUCAAUCUGAUUGGUUGUUGCGCUGAAGGAGACGAGAGACUGUUGGUAGCUGAGUAUAUGCCCAAUGAUACUCUCUCGAAGCAUCUUUUUCACUGGGAAAAACAGCCACUUCCAUGGGAAAUGCGUGUCCGAGUUGCAGAUUUUAUCGCACAAGCACUUGAUCACUGCAACAUUGAAAAUCGAAAGAUUUAUCAUGAUUUGAAUGCAUACAGAAUCCUCUUUGACGAGGAAGGCGAUCCUCGUCUAUCAACUUUUGGUCUUAUGAAGAAUAGUAGAGAUGGAAAAAGCUACAGUACCAACUUAGCUUAUACUCCACCUGAGUUCUUACGAACUGGUAAAACCAAAAUUCUACUUCAAGAACAUAAAAGGAAAUACUUUUCUGAUUUAGUUGAAUCUAAAGGGUGUCUUCCUCAUUUUUCAGGUAGAGUCAUUCCUGAAAGUGUAAUUUACAGCUAUGGAACUAUUCUUAUAGAUCUUUUGAGCGGCAAACACAUUCCACCAAGCCAUGCUAUUGAUAUAAUAAGAGGGAAGAAUGUGUUGCUACUCAUGGAUUCAUCACUUGAAGGGCAAUAUGAGAAUGAAGACGCAACUAAACUUGUUGAUCUUGCUUCAAAAUGUCUUCAAUCUGAGGCAAAAGAUCGACCUGACACCAAGUUUCUUCUCUCUUCAGUGGCACCACUACAAAAGCAGAAAGAGGUUGCAUCUCAUGUCUUGAUGGGCUUGCCUAAGAAUACAGUUAUACUUCCAACUCUGCUUUCUCCUCUCGGAAAGGCUUGUUCACAAAAUGACCACGCGGCUGUACACGAGAUUUUGCUUAAAACCGGUUACAGAGAUGAGGAAGGAGCAGAGAACGAGCUUUCAUUUCAAGAAUGGACACAACAAGUGCAGGAAAUGCUCAACACAAAGAAGUUCGGAGACAUUGCUUUCAGAGACAAGGACUUCAAGAACGCGAUUGAAUGUUAUUCAAAGUUGGUGGGGAUGAUGUCUGUGCCAUCUGCGACGGUUUUCGCAAGACGGUCAUUCUCCUACUUAAUGACGGAUCAACCGGAGCUAGCUCUGAGAGAUGCAAUGCAGGCUCAGGUUUGCUUACCGGAGUGGCCUACUGCGUUUUACCUGCAGGCUCUAGCGCUUUCGAAGCUUGGAAUGGAGACUGAUGCUAAUGACAUGCUUAACGAUGGUGCUGCGUUUGAUGCUAAGAGACAACAACAUAACAGUUGGCGUUGUUGAUAAGGAAAAGAAACUAAGAGAGAGAGAGAGAGAGAAAAGAAAGUCCCCAAUAUUUUUAUGGGUCCUUUUCAGAAACAGAGUUACUGUAAGAGAGUAUUUGUUUUCUAUUUGUCUUGUAAGAGAGAAGCUGGAGAGAGGGAUUGUCUAGGAUGACUGUUUAAGGUUUUAUGUUUAUAUUAAGAAUAACAUUUGAACCCAAAUGUAGAAUCAAGAGUUAACCACUACUUGGACUUGGGACUACACUAUGUUUGUU
Eutrema salsugineum is the source of this 2017-nucleotide messenger RNA. Its product is annotated as probable serine/threonine-protein kinase At4g35230. The record is from RefSeq and is a predicted model, not a curated record. Gene Ontology annotation, biological process: protein phosphorylation; brassinosteroid mediated signaling pathway. Bases 196 to 1764 code for a protein of 522 amino acids. Gene Ontology annotation, molecular function: protein binding; ATP binding; protein kinase activity. The transcript is spliced from 8 exons. Lineage: Eukaryota; Viridiplantae; Streptophyta; Magnoliopsida; Brassicales; Brassicaceae.